Messenger RNA from Colius striatus (speckled mousebird), 1158 nucleotides. Its product is annotated as vertebrate ancient opsin. The coding region runs from base 1 to 1158 and encodes 385 amino acids. Gene Ontology annotation, cellular component: membrane; photoreceptor outer segment. The transcript has 5 exons. Gene Ontology annotation, biological process: visual perception; G protein-coupled receptor signaling pathway. NCBI's taxonomy places the organism in Eukaryota, Metazoa, Chordata, Aves, Coliiformes, Coliidae. The record is from RefSeq and is a predicted model, not a curated record. Gene Ontology annotation, molecular function: G protein-coupled receptor activity.
AUGGAUGCAUUCAGAGCACUUGAAAAUGAGUCACUGCUGGCCAGUUCCUCUGGCCCUGCCAGGUGGGAUCCCUUUCAUCGUCCCUCGGACUCCAUCCAGCCCUGGCACUUUAGGCUUCUGGCAGCAGUAAUGGUGGUGGUGACUUCCCUGUCACUUGCUGAGAACCUGGCUGUGAUCCUGGUAACUUUUAAAUUCAAGCAAUUGAGACAACCUGUCAAUUAUGUUAUAGUCAAUUUAUCUGUGGCUGAUUUCCUGGUCUCACUGACUGGUGGCACCAUCAGCUGUUUAACAAAUCUAAAAGGUUAUUUUUAUAUGGGAUACUGGGCUUGCGUACUGGAAGGAUUUGCUGUCACAUUUUUUGGUAUUGUUGCUUUGUGGUCUCUUGCUCUGUUGGCUUUUGAGCGCUACAUUGUGAUCUGCCGCCCAUUGGGAAAUACGCAAUUGAGGAGAAAGCACGCAGCCCUAGGUAUUGCCUUUGUGUGGACCUUUUCCUUCAUUUGGACCAUCCCACCAACAAUGGGUUGGGGCAAUUACACUACCAGUAAGAUUGGAACAACUUGUGAGCCUAACUGGUACUCAAGAGCUUAUGCUGACCAUACGUACAUUAUUGCAUUCUUCACCACCUGUUUUAUAGUGCCUUUGUUGGUGAUUUUGGUGUCCUAUGGAAAACUGAUGCAGAAACUAAGAAAGGUGUCAGAUGCACAAGACAGACUGGGAGCUACAAGGAAGCCUGAAAGACAAGUGACUGGAAUGGUGGUUGUUAUGAUCGUUGCCUUUCUAAUCUGCUGGAUGCCAUAUGCCACCUUUUCUAUCCUAGUCACUGCAUAUCCUUCUAUUGAGAUGGAUCCCUGUCUGGCAGCAAUUCCAGCUUUCUUUUCCAAAACAGCUACUGUUUAUAAUCCAAUUAUUUAUGUCUUUAUGAACAAACAGUUCAGAAAGUGUCUGAUUCAAAUGUUCAGCUGCAGUGCCAUACAAGCAACAGAGUUCAAUGUGAACCCGACUUCUGAGAGAGCAAGGCUGGAGGACAAAAGAGGCAGUGAGAUGUCCAUCAUAGCAGUACUUAGCACCACUUCUAAAAGGAAGACUGGAGAUGAACACAAAAAUUGUUAUUCUUUUGCUCAGUUGCCAGCUUCAGAGAAGAAAAUCUGUCCUGUGUAA